Molecule: messenger RNA, 930 nt
Organism: Cydia pomonella (codling moth)
Lineage: Eukaryota; Metazoa; Arthropoda; Insecta; Lepidoptera; Tortricidae
Exons: 1
Coding region: 1-930 (309 amino acids)
Molecular function (GO): zinc ion binding; nucleic acid binding
Source: RefSeq, a predicted model, not a curated record
AUGACGAUUGGCAAGAUUGGCGAGUUUUGCGCGGCGUCGGGCAAUUGGUCGCUAUACGUCGAGAGGUUAGAGAUGUACUUCAAGGUGAAUACCAUUGCUGAGGAUUUGUGGUUGCCCACGUUAAUUGCAGUGAUGGGCGAGGAAACAUACGAUUUGUUGAGUAAUCUGGUUAGUCCGAAGAAGCCGGCAGAAAUGUCCUACGAACAAGUCACAGAGGUGUUACGUAAGCACUUGCAACCAAAGCGCUCCUUCAUGGCGGAAAGAUACCGUUUCCGUCAACGGCGGCAGAAUAAGGACGAGAGCAUAACACAGUACAUCGCGGAAUUAAAAAAACUUGCUAAACAUUGUGAUUUUGCUUCGGGCCUUGAAGAAAAUUUACGUGAUCAGUUGGUGUGUGGGUUAAAAAGUGACGUCAUUAGGCAACGGUUAUUCGCAGAGGACGGAUUGAAAUACGAGCGUGCCGUGCGUCUAGCGUGUGCUUUAGAGGGAGCGGAGCGAGACGCGGCGGCUGUGGACCAGGCGGGACCAAGCGAGGCUCGGGGCCGGGCAGAGGGCACGGGCGAGGUACACUCCCUGGUAGCACGAGCAGCGCACGCGCAGCAGGGUCGACGCAGAGGCGCGAGCGCAGCAACAGCUCGGCGGCCGAGUGGCGCAGCGCUUUGUAACGUGUGCGGGGCGAGCGAGCACGCCAGCAACGAGUGCAGAUUCAAGAAUUUCGUAUGUCGCUUAUGCGGCAAUAAAGGCCACCUUAAGCGAGCCUGUCCAGAACGAGCGGGGGCGACUGGCAGAGGAAGAGGCCGUUCAGGCGUGUAUAGCCUGCAAACUACGGUGAACGGGAAGGCUACGGAUGGCGGCCAGUCAGAGGAUUCUGAGCUGGAGGGUGAUCUUCAUCAGUUGUGUUUGAACAGCUACAAACCGGUGGAGGUGUAG